Molecule: messenger RNA, 2775 nt
Organism: Rotaria sp. Silwood2
Lineage: Eukaryota; Metazoa; Rotifera; Eurotatoria; Philodinida; Philodinidae
Source: the annotation of a GenBank genome assembly
AUGCGUAAACUCGAACUAGCUAGUAUUCGUCGUGCAUCUCUUCUUCGUGCAGUGAAUCUGGCUCUAUUCUUCGUAACAAUGCCUUUGGUUGGAUUUUCUACAUACGCCGGUGCUUGGUUCACUGGAAGUCAGUUAAACGCAGUUGAUAUAUUUAUAACUCUUACAUUCUAUACUCAAAUGCGUCUUCCUGUCAUGCAUGCGUUGCCACUGGCCAUCGAAAAAUUAAGCGACCUUCACUUAGCAUGGCAAAGAAUCGACAGAUUCAUCCAACUGACGAUAAAAGAAGAAGAACGAACAUUGCAUACAUCUGACAAUUAUCAUUAUCAGCAAAAAGGAGUAAUUACGAUUCGUAAUGCUUCGUUUUCAUGGAAUGGUCAUGAUGACUGUCUUUCAUCAAUCAAUAUUGAUAUUGAAUCAGGCACAUUUGUAGGCAUUGCUGGAGUUGUUGGUUCUGGUAAAUCAUCGUUGUUUGCAGCCAUUCUUGGUGAGAUGAUCCAAACGAAGGGUGAAAUCAACAUAAACAAUAGUUCUUUCUCCUACGCGGCUCAAACUUCAUGGAUAUUUUCUGAUACAUUACGCGCCAAUAUUCUUUUUGAAAAGCCAUACGACGAGCAACGUUAUACGAAGGUUAUACGCGCUUGUUGUCUCGAUAUUGAUUUGACCAUGCUGGGACCACGUGGAGAUUUGACCAUCAUUGGUGAGAAGGGUGUGAAUUUGAGUGGUGGACAAAGAGUGCGUGUAUCAUUGGCUCGUGCAUUGUAUGCGGACGCUGACAUCUAUCUUCUUGAUGAUCCAUUAGCUGCGCUCGAUCGUAUCGUGGCAAAACGAAUCUACGAUCAAUGCAUUGGCCCGAAUAGUUUGUUGAGAAACAAAACUCGUUUAUUGAUCACGCAUCAAACGCAGUUUUUAAUUGAUACACAUCAAACAAUUAUUCUCGCUCAUGGUUGUAUCGAAACACAAGAUGAGUUUCAUGAAUUGAAGACUAAGAGUGUGGACAUUGAUGACAAGUAUAGCAAGAUUGAAGAAGAGAUACCGAUAUCGCUGGGUAUGCUUGAUAUAAGACCAUCAUCUGAUGCCACUGAAUCGAUCAUUGUUAAUGAAGCAUCCGAAAAUCAUAAUGUCAGCUGUUCUCUGUGGUGCUCUUUACUUACUGCACCACCUUUGGGAAAGUUCGGCUUCUGUUUUAUGAUCAUUCUUCUCGUAAUUGGUGAAAUUCUUUAUGAUGGCACCUUUUUAUGGCUGAUCCACUCGUCUCAACAAUUGGAAAAUGAUCAUUAUCAUCGAUCUAUUAGUAUUAGAAUUUUUUUAAUUUUGACUAUGGCGACAUUAAUUGUCUCAGUGGGACGUAGUAGCUUCUACUUCUACCAGAUAUUGAAUGGCUCAAACCGAUUCCAUAAUAGAAUGCUAUCUGGACUAUUGUAUACAUCGAUGCGCUUUUUUGAAAGUAAUCCAGGUGGUCGAAUUCUCAAUCGUGUGACCAAAGAUCAACAGAUUAUGGACGAGGUAUUACCCUCAACACUAUUCGAUGCCAUACAACUACUAAUGAUGACUACUGGAUCUGUAAUCACUAUCAUCAUCAUCAAUCCAUGGAUGAUACUUCCACUUAUUUUCUUAGGACCUGCUUUCUGGCUGUUAUGUCGUUACUACUUACGUUCUAGUCAACAGCUUAAACGCAUGGAGAGUGUAACACGUAGUCCUAUUUUUGGACUGUUUCCAUCAACACUCAAUGGUUUGACGACUAUCCGUGCAUUCAAAGUUCAAAAUGAUAUGAUUCGUUCCUUUAUGAAUCUUGUUGAUGCUAACACACGUCCAUAUCUAUGUAUGAUAGGUGCCUCACGAUGGUUUUGCCUUCGAAUUGAUGCUAUCACAACUUUAUUCACGCUUUUCAUUGCUCUUUUUGUUGUUAUUUUACGUGAUAGAGCGAAUCCGGCGAUGCUCGCACUAAGUUUGUUAUAUAGUAUCAACAUAACCGGAGGGCUUCAGUUUGGUGUUCGACAAUUGACUGAAGCUCACAAUUUGAUGACUAGUGUAGAACGUAUUGAUGAAUAUGGACGCUUACCAAAGGAAGAGGACAAUGAUGGCUCUAAGAGACUGAUCGAAGCUCCGACGGAUUGGCCGGAUCGUGGUACGAUUGAGUUUCUAAAUUAUUCACUACGUUAUCGAUCUAAUCUCGAACCAAUCCUGAAAAAUAUUAAUGUAGCAAUCAAACCUUGUGAGAAAGUUGGUAUUAUUGGUCGAACAGGUGCGGGCAAAUCAUCUCUAUUUCAAGGUCUACUACGUCUAGUUGAUCGAUCGAUGGUCGAUGGUGAAAUUCUAAUUGAUGAUAUUGAUAUCAGUCGUAUCACCCUGAGUCAUCUUCGUUCUCAUAUCAGUGCCAUUCCACAACAGUUCGUGCUCUUUGCUGGAACUCUUCGAUCCAAUAUCGAUCCAUUGGAUCUUUAUUCAGAUGAACAAUGUUGGACGGCACUCGAAGCUGUACAACUGAAAGCAAUGGCUUCCAAUCAUCCGGCGAGUCUUCUAAUGCCAGUCGCGGAAUCGGUAGGAAUUAAAGGUGAUCAUAGUCAUCCAUCUGAACCUGAACAAAUUGAAGUUCAAAAGUUCAAGCACGUUAUCAAAGAACAUGUAAUAAAUGAAACUACUCUUAUACCUAAAAUAUAUGAUGAAGAAAAAUCGAGAUUUUGUUUAACAUCAUUGGCUAUUGCUAUUAUCCCAUCACAAAAAAGAAAUAAGUAUUCGAAUAUUUGUUCUCCUCUUUCUAAAGGAAAUUAUUUUUAA